AUGGCGACGAUACCAAAAAGGCAGAGAAAGCUAACGAUAGGUGGUCGAAAACUGAUCUUCUUGCUGUUGGCGGCCUUGAUCUACCUUGUGCUUUACCAUAUCCCACCUCCGCCAAAGACCAAGAACAAUACCAGUUCGAAUAGAAAAGCCCCCGAAUAUGAUGUGGACACUACUCCGCGAUAUCUGCAUCUCUCCUCCUUUCGUGAGGACCCUGAUUCAGAAUACGAGAAGAGGAUAUCGGAUGCCCUGCUAGAGAUAGAGAGAAAGGCUCUCCGCGAAAGAAACUGGGAUACCUCCGCAGAAGAUCGAAUCUGGCAAGUUCUCGUGGAUGACAAAAAAGCAUCCAAAUUCAUCACCGAGAUCUUCUCGGGUGUGCCAGAUCUCAAGAAGCUGUAUGAUUCUUACCCGAACCAUGUGAUACGUUCGGGCCUGAUCCGAUAUCUGAUUCUGUGGUACUACGACGGCUUCUACACAGACAUGGACGAAGAUGGACCCAGAAGCCUGAAUGUUUCUCUGGUGGUAGGCACUGAAAUCGACGAGCCGCAUGCCUCCCCGCGCCUCAUGCGCGGACCACGCUACAAAGAAAACACGAUUCUGGAGGUCACUGGACCUGGAGUAUUUACCGAUGCGGCUCUGGAUGUACUUUCUCAGACGCUGUCCCCGACGCACAGCUUGGUGGAAUCGUCUGUGAAUGCGGAUGCGGACAUUGGAGAUCUCGUUUCGUCGUCCACUGGGGUGACUCAAAGGCGAGUGAUGUGGGCCCCGUUCAACAGAAUCAAAGAACUAGUCUGUGUGGACGCCUCGGAGGCCAUGGAUGGAAAGCCCAUGGGGGGCGUCUGCGUCCUGCCUGUGAAUGUAUGGGGAAACGGACAAAGACACAGUGGUGCCGAGGGUUUCCGCAGUAAACAUGCAUGCAUCAACCAUCGCUUUGGGAGAACCUGGAGGAAGGGCUGGAUGGAGUAUUUCUUUGGGUAA
Aspergillus nomiae NRRL 13137 is the source of this 975-nucleotide messenger RNA. RefSeq lists its product as uncharacterized. The record is from RefSeq and is a predicted model, not a curated record. Lineage: Eukaryota; Fungi; Ascomycota; Eurotiomycetes; Eurotiales; Aspergillaceae. Gene Ontology annotation, molecular function: alpha-1,6-mannosyltransferase activity. Gene Ontology annotation, cellular component: mannan polymerase complex. The coding region runs from base 1 to 975 and encodes 324 amino acids. Gene Ontology annotation, biological process: protein N-linked glycosylation. The transcript is spliced from 3 exons.